This is a messenger RNA of Puccinia graminis f. sp. tritici CRL 75-36-700-3, 1611 nucleotides long. RefSeq lists its product as uncharacterized. NCBI's taxonomy places the organism in Eukaryota, Fungi, Basidiomycota, Pucciniomycetes, Pucciniales, Pucciniaceae. The transcript has 7 exons. The record is from RefSeq and is a predicted model, not a curated record. Bases 1 to 1611 code for a protein of 536 amino acids.
AUGGCUUCAGGAACAAUACCGACCUCAACAACGGCUGUCAGAACAACAACAACGACCACCAAUAACCCUUCAAAGCUCGUCAAACCCACCAACGCUCAUACCCAAGCUCUGGCAAACUUGCGAGAAUUCCUUGCUGAAAAAACUUGCUAUGAUAUUCUGCCUGAAAGCUACAGGCUGAUCGUCUUUGACAACUCGUUAGGAAUCAAACGUGCAUUAACUGCUUUGAUGACCAAUGGCGUCGUCUCAGCGCCCUUGUACGACUCUUCAUCGUUCAAGUUUUGUGGAAUGUUUACUUUGACCGAUGUCAUUCACUUGAUCCAAUACUUUUACUUGAAGGCCUCACCAGUAUCCUUCAAUAGCGCCCAUUCAUCAUCAUCAUCAGCAACAUCAUCACCAUCGCUCAGGAUCCAACACCCCAUCAAUGACCAACCGCAAAUCCCCCCUACAACCCCAUUAUCCUCCUCCGGAAGCAAGCCUGCCGAAAUAAAUCAAUCGGCAACUAGCAGUCCAGCAGAAGAUCCAUAUGCACUCGCGGCUGCUGAAGUAGAGUCAUUCCCAUUGUCUCGCCUGAGAGAUAUUGAACAAGCUAUCGAGGCUCCUCCACCACCCACAGUCCAUGUCCACCCAGAUGCACCGUUAAUUGAAGCUUGCGAACAACUCAUUCGGACUCAUGCCCGUCGUCUACCACUCAUCGACGUAGACUCAGUGACCGGGAAAGAUUCAAUCUUAUGCGUACUAACUCAGUACAGAGUCCUGAAAUUCAUCGCUAUUAAUGCCCAAUCUGAUGUGAUUCGACUGACUCAGUCGAUAGGAUCACUGGGAAUAGGCUCUUAUGUUUCAUCCUAUCAAUCAGAGCCCAUGAAUCACUUGAGCGACAACGAGCAUCAUCACGACCCAUUCCAUCCCCUCGCAACGGCCACUUUAGAUACCACCGUCUUCGAUGUCGUCCACAUGUUUUCCGAGCGUGGGAUCAGUGCCGUCCCCAUUGUCGAUGCUGAUGGGAGCGUGAUCGAUAUGUAUGAAGCAGUGGAUAUUGUGGACCUUGUUCGCUCGGAUGCUUACCGGUUACUCGAUCUCACGAUCGCAGAGGCUAUAGCUCGUCGUUCGCCAGAGUUUUGCGGGGUUACGGUCUGUUCUGCAGAAGAUUCACUGGCAAAUAUCCUCAAGUACAUUGGAGAAAGACGGGUGCAUCGAUUUGUGAUCGUAGCGGACGAGACGGUGAUCGAGACGGAAGUAACGGGAGAGGAAGGACAGUUAAGGGAUGAAGAUGCGACGCCAUUAGCUGAAGCAAGUCCGCCGAAAUUCGAACCCGAUGAUCAUCAACCGACGACGACCAAGUGCAAAAUCACCAGAAGGAAGAAAGUCAAAGAUCGACUGGUCGGGAUGAUCUCGCUCUCCGAUAUCAUGAAGCAUAUCGUCGGCACCAAGCAGAAAUCGUUGCAAGGUAAAAGCAUCGUCGGCUUGGGCGUCAAUGAGGGCAAGUCGGCCGCCGCGUCCGGCGAGAUCCUUUCCCCUGCUAAACCCGAACUGAUCGAGGAAGUCGACGAGGAAGAUCUGUCCGUCGUCGUCGAUAAUGAGGAGGUCUUCGAUGACGAGGAUGGCCCUACAUGA